UGUGGCCUCUGGUCUUUCAGACGCUUAUGAUGCGCUGAAAGGUUGUCCUCUGCUCGGCGCUUUCAGCACAACUGUUUAAUGUCUCAAUUCGGGCCGAGGAGCUUACUUGCCACUUUCUGGUGACAAGGUGUGAGUCCCGCCUGCAGUUACAACGAUCACUGACGUAGCAGCGUGGCCAGGUUGCAGAGCUCCCCUCUAACCUCCGCCACCCCCCCUCCCUCCCUCCCCGGUGCCUCCCUGCAUGACCUCAGAGCACAGACCCACGGGGGGAAGCAGCCCCUCCCUCGCCCCGGACCCGGUUGCCGUCCCGUCAUUCGACUCGUCUCCUGUCGAAGAAUCGUCUGAGUCUUUUUCCACGAAGGAGCCGGAACACUUCAGCGUGGAUCGGUGGAGGUGUUGAAGAGCCCCCGCCUACACCCCCUUCCUGUUUUCACCUCUUAUAUCUAGGAAUAUAUCCUCUUUUUUUUUUUUUCUCGUGGUCGACGUCCGGUCCCACGGCCGGUGUGACUUUUCAAACCUGGGGCGCGACUCGUGGGAUGCAACCAUGUCGGAUCUCAGCGAGCGCAGGCCGGUCAACGCGGACUACGCCGUCUCCCUGCUGGAGCAGCUCAAGUUCUUCUACGAGCAGAAGCUACUGACUGACGUGGUGCUGCUGGUGGAGGACAGCGAGUUCCCGUGUCACAAGAUGGUCCUCGCCACGUGCAGCUCCUAUUUCAGGGCGAUGUUCAUGAGCGGCCUCAGCGAGAGCAAGCAGACCCACGUCCACCUGAGGAACGUGGACCCGGCCACCCUGCAGAUCAUCAUCACCUACGCCUACACGGGCCACCUGGCCAUCAACGACAGCACCGUGGAGCCGCUCUACGAGACCGCCUGCUUCCUGCAGGUGGAGGACGUCCUGCUGCAGUGCAGAGACUACCUGGUGAAGAAGAUCAACGCCGAGAACUGCGUGCGCAUGCUGAGCAUCGGCGACCUGUUCAGCUGCAGCGAGCUGAAGCAGAGCGCCAAGCGCAUGGUGGAGCACAAGUUCCCCAUGGUGUACCGGCAGGAGGCCUUCCUCCAGCUGUCCCACGAGCUGCUGGUCGACGUGCUGAGCAGCGACAACCUCAACGUGGAGAAGGAGGAGACGGUGCGCGAGGCGGCCAUGCUGUGGCUGGAGUACAACAUGGAGGCGCGCUCGCAGCACCUGUCCUCCGUGCUCAGCCAGAUCCGCAUCGACGCGCUGUCCGAGGUGACGCAGCGCGCCUGGUUCCAGGGCCUGCCGCCCAACGACAAGUCGGUGGUGGUGCAGGGCCUCUACAAGUCCAUGCCCAAGUUCUUCAAGCCCCGGCUGGGCAUGACCAAGGAGGAGAUGCUCAUCUUCAUGGAGGCCAUGUCGGAGACGCAGGGCGACGGCUACGUGAUGUCCGGCUCCCUGCCCACCACCGUGGUGUGCUACAGCCCGCAGGCGGAGAAGGUGUACAAGCUCAACAACCCCCCCGGCGACCUGCAGAAGGUGGGGACCCUGGUGACGCCGGACAACGACGUGUUCAUCGCCGGCGGGCAGAUCCCCCUCAAGAACUCCAUCACCAACCACGGCAAGAGCGGGAAGCUGCAGGCGGUGUUCCGCUCGGUGGACAGCUUCUUCUGGUUCGACGCCCAGCAGAACGCCUGGGUGCCCAAGACCCCCAUGCUGUGCGCCCGGAUCAAGCCCUCGCUGGUCCACUGCGAGGGCUACAUCUACGCCAUCGGCGGGGACAACGUGGGCGGCGAGCUCAACAAGCGCACGGUGGAGCGCUACGACUGCGAGAAGGACGAGUGGAGCAUGAUGAGCCCGCUGCCCUUCGCCUGGAACUGGAGCACGUCGGUGGUGGCGCACGACUGCAUCUACGUGAUGACGCACGACCUCAUGUACUGCUACUUCCCCCGCGCCGACACCUGGGUGGAGAUGGCCAUGCGCAAGACCAGCCGCUGCUUCGCCUCCGCCGCCGCCUUCGGCGACCUCGUCUUCUACAUCGGCGGCCUGCACGUGGUCAGCAACUCCGGCGUCCGCCUGCCCACCAGCACCAUCGACGGCUCCUCCGUCACCGUGGAGAUCUACGACGUCGGCAAGAACGAGUGGCGCCAGGCCGCCAACAUCCCCGCUAAGCGCUACUCGGACCCGUGCGUGCGCGCCGUGGUGCUGCUCAACUCGCUGUGCAUCUUCAUGCGCGAGACCCACAUGAACGAGCGCGCCAAGUACGCCAUCUACCAGUACGACAUGGAGCUGGACCGCUGGUACCUGCGGCAGCCCGUGUCGGAGCGCGUGCUGUGGGACCUGGGGAAGGACUUCCGCUGCGCGGUGGGGAAGCUGUACCCCUCCUGCCUGGAGGAGUCCCCCUGGAAGCCCCCCACCUACCUCUUCUCCCCCGACGUAGCCGAGGAGUUCGAGGUGGACGGGGAGCUGGUGACCCUCCCCCAUGUAUAGCUCCUAACCGCCGCCCCCGGGAUCCGUAACGCUGGGGGAGGAUCUGAAGUACCAGAGGGUUUUGACGUUCCGUGUUGUGGAGCGAUCUUUGGACUGUUGGGAGGCUGCCGUUAGCCCCUCCCCCCCCCCUCCUCUGACCACACCCCCUAAAAAAAAGCCUGGAGCAAAAAAAAAUCCCCCUUUAAAAAAAUACUAGUAAUCUGCAAGUUUGUUUCCUUAUUUUGUCAGUUGUGGCAUCUGUUAGUAAUUACGAAGUCUGUCAUACUGUUUCUACUACGUCAUGACCUGAAAACAUCAGCUGAUUUUGUAUUGAUGAUGAUGCACUUCAAUAGUAAACCUUCUCGGAACGAUGGCAACUGUACCAAAAUGCCCCGCCCCCUCUCCCCGUCUUUCUCUCCCCCGUCUUUCUCUCCCUCUUCUCUCACCACUGAUAUCACGUAGAAACUUUGUGCUCCUUUGUGGCAGGAAGGCAGUUUACUCCUCGACAUCAAGUCUCUCCUGUUGCUGAACUUCUUGUGGCUAUUUUUUGAUAUUGAACAUGACAGUUUCUAUUACUCACAAAAAUUUGUGAUUUGAACGUGUGGGAGGGGGAGUAAUAUUAAAAUAAUGCCUCACGGAACUCGUGGUAGAGUUUCAGGAUGUGGUUCAGUUGUUAUCGUGUGACAAACUCCAUCUGCUAAUUUUCCAGUAAGUGGACUUUGGUGCUAAGAAUUAUGAUCAAACUACUGAUUAAUCAUCAAUAACGAGUCUUUAACCCUAAAUGUUGUCACAUGGUAGUAAUUAAACUUAUGAGCGCCGUGCAAACCUACAAAGAGCAAUAACCCCGCUGGUUGGACCUCGUGUCCAAUUGUUUCAGUGCGUUUUUUCAGCUGCUAAAGACUAAAAAUUGCAUCGAUGAUCACUUUUUUUUUCUUUUUUUUUUCGAUUAAUCUCACCCCAAAAGAUGUAAUUCUCCGAACUGGUCUGCCCGGCGUGAUGAAAAAAAUUAAAAGCCUGGGCUUGUUGUCAUAGAUUUGCUUGAGCUACGAUUUAAACGGCGAUUGGUCGAAGGAAAGCGAAACGGGGACUAUUUCCUCGGGCGUAAAAUGUCCAAACAUUUUCCGACGUGAGGAUUUGCAGUUUAUUUCUGUUUUUUUUUUUUUUUCUUCAUUUUUGUGAAUUGACAGUUAAGUGACAUUUCAGCUUUUUUUUCUGACUAUCUUCCUCCACAAAUGAGCGAAAAGUUCUGCCAGCUGCAUUUCUUCGGAACCGGGGGGGUUAAAGAGGGUGACUGCAGGUCCGGUCUCCCUCCACCUUCCUCUUGACUCCACUACAGCGCCUCCCGCACAGCAGUUCACACCUCACUCAAGUCCAUCCUCACCUGGUCAUGGAUACUUUUACGACUCAACUCUGUUUCUGGGCUCAUGCCUUCUUUAUUUUGUUAUUUCCAAGCUGCUGAAAUAUAUAUUUUUCAUAUGUUUCAAAAAGACAACUGUUUUAGUGUGGGGGGAAAUAACCAGGUCUAUUUUGUAUUGUUUUUUUAUUAUUUAAUAUUAAACAUUACUGUAGUGUGAUUGUGGGUAGAUUUUCCAUUUUCCUAUCAGAUUUAAUUUGAGUGAAUAUUGAGGUUUCUUGCUGCUGAUUGGUUGUGAGAGGAGAGGGCGGGCCCACGGCUGUUGCUACGUCCUUGCAACCACUAGCAGUAGUGGAGGGGGUGGGGAGGGUGGGGUCCUCCUCCUACCUGUAAAAACAUGAGCACAGGUGCUUCAUGACGAACCUUACUAGCAUGUUUGGCUGCAUCAUAUUCCUUUGGCACUGUAUUUUGAAUGAACGUUAAUUUAUUAAAAAACAUACCAAAAACGUUCCUGAAA
Molecule: messenger RNA, 4293 nt
Organism: Gasterosteus aculeatus aculeatus (three-spined stickleback)
Lineage: Eukaryota; Metazoa; Chordata; Actinopteri; Perciformes; Gasterosteidae
Gene: kbtbd2
Product: kelch repeat and BTB (POZ) domain containing 2
Molecular function (GO): protein binding
Source: RefSeq, a predicted model, not a curated record